UUAAUCGCCGUACAUUGACUUUUCGCUACUAAAAUCAUUUUGUCGCCGAAUGAAAAAUAAAAAAAUUAUUUUUUUUACCUUUGACAACCAAAAUUUUGAUCUCCAAAAGUUUAUUUUCAACGACAAAAAAAAAUUUUAGUCACCGUAUAUUAAGUUUUGGUUACUUAACCAUUUAGUCACCAAAUGAAAAAUAAAAAAAUUAUUUUUUUACCUUUUGGUCACCGAAAGUUUAUUUUCAGCGACAAAAAGAAUUUUAGCCACCAAAAAACUAAAAUUUUGGAGGGAGGCAUUUCAAAUAUUUUUGAGGAAUUUAUAAAAUACUUUCAACGACAAAAUAUUUUAGUCGCUAUUACUCCAUCUUUGGCUGCAAAAUAGUUAGUCGUUAUUUAUUGUUAUUUGGCAACAAAAAAUUUAAUUAGUCGCUAAAGGUUGCAGUAUUUAUUUUAGAAGGAAACAAAUUAUUUUUGGCGCUCGAUAUAUUUACACACUGUUCUGCCUCUCACACACACGCGCGAUAUACACUUCUGUCUCAGACACUACCAAACCUCACCUCCACUCACCACCAGCGUUCACCACCGACGCUCGCCACCGUCGCACUUCGCUACCACCACCUACAAAUCACCAUCGCCACAUAAUCACAAGUAUUUUUCUCUCUGUCGCUCUCGGGCUCUCUUCAUCUCUGUCACUCUUAGUCUCUCUCCCUCUCUAUCAAUCUCGCUCUCUCCAUCUAUGUCCAUCUCGGCCUCUCUCUUUCUCUCUCUCUCUCUCUUGGCUCUACUAGUUUCAAGUAUAUAUAUUGAACUCAAUUUGUUCACGACAUUAGCGUUUCUUUGGUGUCAGCAAAUGAAGAUGGGCUUAUGGGCCCAAUGGGUAGAAGAGGCACUUUCCAAGUUGGAAUCUCUGAAACUCCUCCGUUCUCUCAGACCCAUUCACCUCCCCAUCAAUGAACAAUUGAAACCCAUUGAUACCCAGAUGAAGAAUGCUUCAAACUACAAUGAAUUCGAGGUGUUCGACAGUUUGCGGCAAUGGGAUAAGGCAUCUAUUGAAGUAGUGAUUGCUGAUAGCACAUUUCAGAGACGGGUUCGUGAGAUUCCGAGUUGUG
Molecule: messenger RNA, 1102 nt
Organism: Camellia sinensis
Lineage: Eukaryota; Viridiplantae; Streptophyta; Magnoliopsida; Ericales; Theaceae
Source: RefSeq, a predicted model, not a curated record